CAUCUAGCUAUUUAAGUCUCUAUAUAUAUAUAUAUACACACAAUGACACACACCAAUAAAUUAGUUUUAAAAGAAGAAAUAAAGCAUAAUAUAUAUGGCAAAAAAAGAGUUAUUGCCAUUUUUGGCAAUGGUUAUAGUGCAGGUUGGAUAUGGUGGGAUGAAUAUAUGCUCCAAAGCAGCUAUGGAAUCUGGCAUGAACCCUCUCAUCCUUGUUGCUUACCGUCAGCUUUUCGCCACCAUUGCUAUCGUCCCUUUUGCUUAUUUCUUCGAAAGGGCAAAAAGACCCAAAAUCACCAAGCAAGUCCUCAUUCAAAUUUUUUUUUGUUCUCUUUUUGGGGCAACCUUGAAUCAGAUACUUUAUUUCGUUGGGCUGAAUGUGACGAGUGCAACUAUUGCUAGUGCAUUGUAUAAUUUGCUCCCAGCAAUGACUUUCAUCCUUGCCAUCCCUUUUGGGUUAGAAGCAGUUGAAAUAAGAAAGAGGGGUGUGCAAGCAAAAAUACUUGGAACAUUGAUAUGUGUUAGUGGAGCAAUGCUACUAUCAUUUUAUCAUGGAAUUCUGAUUCACAUUCCUCAACCAAACAUCCACUGGCAAUUUGCUGAUUCCCAUCAAAACACCAACACUUCUAUGAAGCACCUUAAACUCUUCUUUGGUACUCUUAUUCUUCUUGCAAGUAAUCUUGCUUUAGCUAUUUGGUACAUUCUUCAAGCAAAAAUGAGUGAGAAUUUCACAGCUCCUUAUACUAGCUCCGCUUUAAUGUGUUUCAUGGCUACCAUCCAAUGCAUGGCCAUUGCGGCUUGCACAAAGCACAACAUCUCUGAUUGGUCAUUAAACUCUCGAAUCAGAAUAGUCGCUAGUAUUUAUGCGGGUGUUUUGGGAUCCGCAGUUGCAUUCUUCCUAAUAACAUGGACGAUACAAAGAAAAGGCCCUCUUUAUGUUUCCAUGUUUAGUCCCUUAAUGUUGGUGGUUGCGGCUAUGCUCAGUUGGAUCCUCCAAAUGGAGAAACUCUAUAUCGGAACGGGUAUUGGAUCGGCGUUGAUCAUCCUGGGACUAUAUGCAGUCCUUUGGGGAAAGAACAGGGAAACAAUCAAUGAUAACAUUAUUCAAAUGGACAAAACUGGCAUUGAACUUGAAGAAAGUAAACAUAUGCCAAAACCAGAACAUGCAGAAAUACUUGAAAAUGAAGAUUUGGAGAAACACAAACAAAUUGUGGAUUUUAAGGGUAAUUAAUUAAGGGUGGGAUCAUUUUAUUAUCUAGGAACGAACUUAACGAAAUCCAUCAUAUGAUGUAUCAUAUUUUUAUGUAUUUAUUUAUUAGUUAUGGUUAUUUUCUUCUUCGACAAACACCUAAGUGGGUGGACAUGCCAACUUUUCUCUUAUCUUAAAAUAGAAUGUCCAUUACAUGCAGUUUUACUAAAUAUUCUCCAGUUA
Amaranthus tricolor (Joseph's coat) is the source of this 1429-nucleotide messenger RNA. RefSeq names its product WAT1-related protein At1g09380-like. Gene Ontology annotation, molecular function: transmembrane transporter activity. Gene Ontology annotation, cellular component: plasma membrane. Lineage: Eukaryota; Viridiplantae; Streptophyta; Magnoliopsida; Caryophyllales; Amaranthaceae. The transcript has 7 exons. The record is from RefSeq and is a predicted model, not a curated record. Bases 95 to 1228 code for a protein of 377 amino acids.